This is a messenger RNA of Saprolegnia parasitica CBS 223.65, 281 nucleotides long. RefSeq lists its product as hypothetical. Lineage: Eukaryota; Oomycota; Saprolegniomycetes; Saprolegniales; Saprolegniaceae. The annotation marks the transcript as partial. The transcript has a single exon. The record is from RefSeq and is a predicted model, not a curated record.
AUGGCGCCCAACCCGCAAGAAGCCCCGCCCAUGAUGCCGUCUCAAGAGAGGAAGGAGAUGGAGGGACCCGUCGAGCGGCAGGGAUCUCUGAGCGCCUUGCAGCGCGUCGUGCAGGCGGCGAACGGCGUCAAGCAGCUCGGCCUCUUUGCCUCGCUCCUCGCAACGACCACGCUGCCUGCCAACCGUGUCUGGACCGCGGCCAACGCAGGCGACGACAUGCUCAUGCUGCAGCACUUGGCGGGUUUGCCCAACGACGCCGCCCAACUGCGCCCUGUGCUCGA